Messenger RNA from Cherax quadricarinatus, 9769 nucleotides. NCBI's taxonomy places the organism in Eukaryota, Metazoa, Arthropoda, Malacostraca, Decapoda, Parastacidae. The record is from RefSeq and is a predicted model, not a curated record.
AUAAUAUUUACACCACACAUUGUCCUUAGACAGGACAUCUCCCCUGCCUCCAACCGUCUCCUCGCUGCUGCAUUUACCACCCAAGCUUCACAUCCAUAUAAGAGUGUUGGUACCACUAUACAGUGGACCCCCGCAUAACGAUUACCUCCAAAUGCGACCAAUUAUGGACUUUUUCCCCCUGGUCAAGGUGCAACGAUUGGAGUUGAUUUCAUGAUCAAGACUGUUGAGAUUGAGGGAGAGAAAAUAAAGCUUCAGAUUUGGGAUACUGCUGGACAGGAGAGAUUUCGUUCCAUCACACAGUCAUAUUACCGUUCAGCUCAUGCUCUGAUCUUAGUGUAUGAUAUAUCCUCACAGCCUACAUUUGAUUGUUUACCGGAUUGGCUGCGAGAAAUUGAACAAUAUGCCAGCUGCAAGGUUCUUAGAGUACUUGUUGGAAACAAAACAGACCGAGAAGAUCGAGAGCUUCCCACACAUGUGGGUGAAGAGUUUGCCCACCGCCACAACAUGUAUUUCAUUGAGACUUCUGCUAAAGAAGCCGACAAUGUAGAGAAACUGUUUAUUGAAAUCGCCAAGGAACUUACGCAGCUUGUUCGAAGUGGACAUUUUGACAAGGAUAACAAGGUUGGAGACUUGUCACCCCAAGAUACAUCAAAUGUUGCUCUUCCUCCAACAAGGCAAACUCGCUCUGAAUUUGCAUGCUGCUCUCGUUGGAUCUCCUCAUCUACAAUGUAGUCCAGCUGGAAACUUAUGGCUAGCAAUGGAUAGCAAGGUUGGAGACCUAUCUCCCCAAGAUGUAUCAAAUGUUUCUCUUCCUCCCACGAGGGAAACUCGCUCAGACUUCGCAUGCUGCUCUCGUUGGAUUUCUUCGUCUUCAACGUAGCCAAGCUGGGAACUUUGGAUAUGCGGUGAUGUGUUGUUGGAAGUUGAAUACUCGGUUAUAGUACCAAACAUUGCUGACAGCAUAUAGUUUCAUGAAGAAAUUUUAACAUUGAUAAAUGUUGAAAGUUUUAUUAUUAUUAUUAUAUAACAGGUUUAAUUUCCUCUCAUUUUAUUUAAAUAUUUUUUUAUAUACUGAGAGAAGCUUUGAAUUAAUGGUAAUUUUGAUGUAACAUCCUUGAAAUGAUGUAAACAUUCUGAAAGUUGUAUUUACAAUAUCUAGUGAUUGCAUGAGAUUUGUGUGGUUGAUUAUCAGUUAGAAAUUGUUUUAGAAGACAAAACUAUAGCUGGAGUUCAUCAUUGAAGUUAUAGGAUAAAUUUAUUAUUUAAAGUCUUGAAGAUUACACUGCAGAACUCAGACACAUUUUGAAAAACCCUUGACUUAAAAAAUGUAUAGUCUGAGGGCUAAAUACACUGGAAGCAUAAUACACUAGGUGAAUUUGCUGUUUUGUAAAGUAAUAAGUUAGUUAAGUGGUGCUUAUCACUAUACAAUACUUAUUUUCAAUAACUGUGGGUUAACUACCAGUAUUUAAUAUUUCCUUAUGCUGUGAAAUCUCAAAGCAGUAUCAAGUACCAGGGAAAUUAUUAAAUUUCUUAUACCAAGAAUAAUAAGGACUGCUUUCCUGUUGAUUGUAUUUAUACAGCGUUAAAUACGAGUGUGCGUUAAUCUUUUUUUUAUUAUAUUUCUGCUGUUAAAUGUGCAUUGAAGUCUGUUGUAAAAUUACUAAGUAUCUCCAGUAAGUAAUUUUGAUUUCAAUUAGUAUUAAUAACAUAUCUCUUAUGUUGUCAGACGUUACUUAAAAAUCACACACACACACACACACACACACACACGCACAGCAUUUUUAGGUAUAUUUAUAAUCUGGCUGUGAUAAGAUACUGAAGUGCAGUAUUCCAAUGUUGUCAGCAGUACUUCAGGGUGAUCAUAAGGUCACACAAGUACACCACACAAGAUGUACAUUUCAUUGUUGUACAAUCAUCACUGAUAUUGUGUGUACCAUAUUUAUGUUGAAGUGCAUUGUGUAAAUACCUAAUAUUCAAAUUAUUUCUUAUUAUUUAUAGAUCUUUAUUUUUUUACUUUAAGAGUUUUAGUUUUAUUUCUUACAUAUUAUUUAUAUUAAAAAUAUAAUUUUGUUCUACCUUAAGUAUGGCCAGUGUACUUACUUUAUUCAGCAUUAUUUCAGUCUUUGGGCUUCAUGGUAUGGAUGCUUAUGAUGUCACAGCUUAAAUAAGUCAUGGUUAUGAAAUACAAGGAUAAUUAUGGAGGGAUUAUUUAUUUUUGGAAUAAAUUUGUUUGUUUCACUAAGAUUGUGCAAUCUGAAGCACUGGAGCUCUUACACUUUUAUUUUAAAGAGAGAUUUCCACUUAUUGUACUUGUGCACAUAAAAGAAAAAUCAGGUUGGGUUAAAACUCAACUUUCCUACCUUUGAAUUCUGGUGAUGAAAGUAAUUGUGAAAUUAAGUGUUCCAUUGUUGUCUGUACCAUAGUAUAUGAAGGUAAUUACCGGUCAGUGAUAAAUAAUUCUUUUACAUUCUUAUUUUCAGGCUUAACAUCAAAAUUAGCUACUUAAACACCUUUUAGAACAAAUGUGAAAAAGUCUGAGUAACAUACAUUGAAUAGUAUGAAAGUAUUACAACUCAAAUAUUUUUGGUCUAGUUAGAGAACCUUUUUCAGUCUUGUAUUAGUAACCUUGAUGUUACAAAAGAACAAGAACCACAGUUAUACAUUUACACAUAUUUACUUUGUGUACACACAAAAUGGAGAUGGGUUCAAGUGUUCCAUUGGAUAAACAAAAACUGGUUAAAAGACAGAAAGCCUGAUACAGUAUUUGAUAGAUGUGAACAGUCUACUGCUAGGCUUUUCAAAACUCAUGGUAAAUGCUAAACAUAAUGUAGUAGGGUGUAAGGGAAAGGAGGCUGGAGAUGCUGUAUUAUAUGCAAGGAUUACUGCAAUGAUUUAUGCAAGGUUGGCAAAAGUGAAGACUGUCUUCAAGGUACUUGAACAAGGAAUAAUUAAAGAUAUGCAAGACCAGCCUUUUACUAUACUGUACAGUGUUAGCAUGAGGCCCCUUUCUUACAUAAAACCUGGAGGGACUGUAGAACAUUUAAACACUUGACACUAGAUUAAUAAUGGAGCAAAGGGCAUUAACUACUUGCAUAGAAAGAAUAAAAACUGAAAUUUGAUCACUAGUGGAGCAAAUAAUCCCAUCAAAGCCAGCAGUUCUUAACCAAGAAGGGGUGAGAGUAAUUUCCAGGGAAACAUGAACUUGGAGCAAAAAUAAGGAAUGUGUUGUGUAUUUGCGAUAUGCUUCUUAAAAAAGAAAUUACUUUUAACCAUUCAAGACCCUUACAGGUCAAGCACUUGGUUAUGAUUAUAAUAAUAAAAUUAACUACAUAUUCAAAAGAGUAGGAAUGAAAACUAGUUUCUCAGUUUUCCUAUUUAAAUAAUUUUUUUUUAGGUUUUCACAUUUAAAUUAUAUAUGAAAGGGGAGGGAAGACAUCAAGAUGAAGACCAAUUGCCAUAGGGGGCAUGACCCAAAAUAGGCUAAGAACCACUGUCCUAAGCCGUUUUUGGUAUUUUACCGUGACUUAAUGCUAUUGCUUAAUCAACUGUGACAGUAUAAGGUGAACCUAUGGCCCUGACUGUCACGAUUCUGCAGACUUUUCAAUAUUUCAUUUUUGUUCAUACAUCAAAAUACUGUAUAGUUUUUCAUUUAUGCAUUAUUGCAUUGUUGAAGUAUGGCAUAGCUGACAAGUGGUUAAAAAUCUAGGUAUAGCAAAAGGAGACUUUUAUUAAUACUACAUUUCACAUACACAAGACUAUCACGCAUUUAAUAAAGCCUCGCAUGUGAUAUGGCAUAUAAUAAGGUUUCCAUUUGCUAUAAGUGUCUUUAACCAUUAUUGCAUUAAUUUUUGCUAAUACUGUAAUUGGCUAAAUAUGAUUAAAGACAUUAACCUAGCCUAAAUAGCAUAGAGAAAUGUGUGACAUAUAAAGUAAAAAGCCUUUGUUGGUGUUAAGGCAGGUUGAAAGAGUCAGAGGUGAUAUAAUCAUGACAUACAAGAUACUUAGCAGUAUGACAGUUCCUUCCUAAUGGAAGGACCGAGUCAAAACACAAAUUGAAAUUUAAUACAGUGAUUCCUCGAGUUAAGAUUUACCCUCAAAGGACUCUAGUUUUGAGUUGCACUGAAAAUAUUGAGAUGCGAUACACAUUUGUGAUUUAAUUAUGCCAUCUUUUGUAUUAUCAAGUCAUUGUUGACCCUAAAGUGUGCCAUAAACAAGCAAUUUUUUGGAAGAUCAAAAAAAAAUUGUGAAAAAAAAAAAAAGAUGCAGGGGUUAGAAUUAGUAAGUGAAUGAUACUUUCCCCAACCACCCUUCUCUAUUAUCAAACAAAAGGACAUACAGGGUGUUCAAGAGGCUGACAAAUCUAAGCUAGUGAAAAAAGCAAGAGAAAUUAUCAGAUGGAAAAAACCGUUAUUGUGGCUAAGAGCAGCAGAUGAAUGUAGAUACAAAGCCUGCAAUUUAUAUCUGAGCGUGCAAGUUCAAGGUACACUUUCCAGAAUAAAUUAUUGUAAAACCACAUAUUUUGAUGUUUGAGUUACAAUAGUUUUGAGGUGUGAUAAGUGUUCUGGAAUGGAUUAAUAUACUAACCCAAGGGACCACUGUACUCAAAUGAGUAACAUAUUAGAAAGUUUUUUAACAUCAUGAUUGUGAUGUGGAACAGUAUAGGAUGUGAAGUAUAAAACAUACAUGAAUGUAAUAGUAGAUACAAUAGAAUGUAAAGUAGAAAAAAACUGCACCAGAUGAUUGAUCAUAAAGAAAUGGACUGAGAAACUAGAACUGAAGUCCAGCAAAUACAAAUAAGCAUACAGUAUUUAUACAUGGUCUUAGGCACUGGGGUACAGCCCCUGCCUAUGGUUGAAAUUAAGUAUAUGCUGAUGAACACAUGAGGAUUGCUUAACUAAACAGAAUAAGAUACCUGUCAUAUAUUUUUGAACAGUCUUGAAGCUGUCUCAAGGGUAAGACUGACUACACAAGAAACAGCCAAGUCACAUAAGACAGUACAGUGUACCAGACAGCCUGCCAACCAAGAAGGUUGCAACAUUGGCAGGAAUGGAGAUGCCACAGUUUAAACUAGAACCACUGUAUGACCAGUAUAGGUUUAGUGCUUGGUUAUUACUAUAAACUAAAACCUUGACCUAACACCCCUAUGAGAGAGAGAAACUAGGGAAACAUGAUUGCAACAUAAUACUCAGGACACAUCAGCAGCAACCAGGAGUAAAAACUAGUGUCAUUAAUGGAGGAAGUGUUAGGAUGGGCAAGGGUAAUAGUUCAAGGACUACCAUACUUCCUAUUCUCAAACAUGUGAAUAACUUACCAGAAAGGGCUUUUAAUAUUCAAGAAUACUAAGAUAAACAUUGCUUCCAGGGAGAUUGAGACAGGUUACAGUAGCAAUCAAACCAGUGGCUGCUGGAAUUUAGUCUAAAUUAGUGUAAAGUUAUGCAAGAAGGAAAAAGGAGAAACUGGAGAUGGAAUACAAACUGGGAGGAAAGAAACUGCUACAUUGGUGAACAAAAAAAUAUUGGGGCAUAAACAUUACUUAGUACAUAUGUCCUGAGAAACACGCCACCAGUUUUCGGGGCGUUAAUGUUACUUAGUACAUGUGUCCUGAGAAACACACCAACAGUUUUACUUUGGCAGCCAGUUUAAUGCUAGGAAAAGUAAUAGUCUUAAAAAACCUCAGUGAAGAAACCUUUAAUGGAUUAUAAAUUAUGUCAGGCUCAUCUUGGAAUACACAGUACCAGGUCUCACCUUUUCAAGUACAGUAUAUUCAGAAGCCUAAAAAUGUCCAAAAGUUUUUGAAACCAAAAUAGUCGCAGAGCUGAAUAGGUUGUUGUAUGAGGAAAGACUAGAAGUAAAUCUACUGACACCGGAAAAGAGAACCGGGAAAUAUGUGACUAGUAGACUAUAAGAUAGAAAGAAUUGAUAGGGUGGAUAGAGAUUUUUUUGACAAUCCAGUAACAAAGGGCCAUAGAAACUUUUUUGAAUUCAAUUCAAAGUUUAUUCUCUAUAAGGAUUACAAUGCUGAGUUUACAGAAUUUGGUUAUUGUGUGGUUUACAUGUAGUAAAGUACUAAUUACAGAGGGUGCCACUAGAACACCUAGCAUGGCUAGGCAUUUCGGGCAGACUUAGAUUAAUUCUCAUCAGUCACAAAGAUGUUGGGAAGUACUUUUUUAGUGUCAGGGUGGUAAGGAAGUUGAAUAAACUGACUAUGGAGGUAAACUCCAUACAUAGCUUUAUUAGUGGGUAUAAGAAGUCUUGAUAGGCCAAGUUCUAAUAAUGUCCUUCAAAGAGGUACAAAAGGUGGAGCUAACACAAGUCACUAAGUACAGGCAUGAGAAUUAAGAAAGGUGCUAAAGUGGAUGCAAGAAUACCUAGAGAAUAGAAUAGACUGUGGUAUCAGUGGCCAUGAAUAACUUCUCAUAUGAAACAAACAAAAAAGAUUACUAGAGAAGCCAUGGAAUUGAAUCCUGAUAGUCAAGAGGAUGAGAAGAAAAGGGAGCAAGAGGAUUGGAUAUAGAAUAUAGCAUGGGAGAGGAGACACUGCAAACUUGAAAUAAAAAGAUCUAUGAAUAACCAUUACACCAAGCAUAUCACUGAAAGUACAUAUCAAUUGUGUAACCUCAGCAGUCUAUGCUGAACUAGCUAACCUAGGAACUGCUUUCAUGAACCUUAACAACAAAUCAUUUAGGAUACUGUAUGAAACUUGCAAAAGGCCCAUCAUAUGCAUUGCCAUUAUCAAAGUCUGUAUCUGAUCAAGCAUAUAAAGUAAGAUAAAGUACUGCUAGAAGAUUCAAAGGUUCAAGACAAGAUUGGUAGUGGAACUCAAUAACCCUAGAAAUGAGGAAAACCAAGGAAACGUGAUUGACAAAAAAAAAAAAAAAAAAAAAAAAAAAGACCAUACAAGUGCUGGAACAGGUUGUUUAAAAUGCAAGAAAGAACGAGGAAACAUUAAAGGCAGCUAAACGCAAAUGAGCUAGGGAUGCUAAUUUUUUUUUUUUUUUUUUUUUUUUUUUUUACUCUCGGGGUAGAAAGUUAAACUAGGUAAAGAAGUGGUCGAGGCAGACACCAUACAGUUUCAAGAGUUGACAUAAUCGAUCCCUGGAGGCCAGGCAUCCAUAAAACACAUCAGUAGUAUGUGGAGCCUGGAGCUGUGACUUAAUCCUGGCAAACAUUAAUAAAUUAGUAAACACAAACUCAGCAAUGAAGAUGGCACACAAGUUUAGCACUGCUGCUGUAACUACUAGAAAAUUACUGAUAGAUAUACAUUACUGUACUCUCCAUUAUGCACACUGCAUACAUGUGUGCUGUAUAAUUAAAACAAACUUCUUGCAUGCGAGCACCAGAAUUUAAAUGCAUUUUGAUAUUGCAUAGCAACAUGUAACAUUGUGUUCUCUCAUUAGAAGAGGGAGAAACACUUAUGGUAUAUUCGCCAUUUUUAUUUGUAGUUGCUUAUAAAAAGUGAUUAUUUUUGUUGUUGUUUUUGACACUUAUACUUCAAAUGUGUGUGUCUGUAUCUUUCCUUCAUGUAACAUAGAACAGCUGAGGUUGAAGUUCUGCCAUUAGUCUCAUGGGUUGUGCAUCUCCAUUUUAUAUUUUCUCAUAUUUCUGCUAUUUUUUUUCUUCUGGUCUUCAGUUUUUUUUUUUUUUUUUUUUUUUGUGCUAUAUCCUGAUUUUGUUAAUUAUAUUAUGAUAUAAAUGAAGUUAGCAAAAGCAUUUUUAGCAAUGAUCAAUGUCAGUUCCUACAAAGAUUACUAUUGCUAACCUUUUGUGAUGGUUUUAUUUGUUAGAAUAUGCUUAGUAUUCAGGCAACUAGGUAACUGUUUAUUACAUUUUGUUGACUGAAGGUAUGGCACAGUAUCAGCAGAGGUUGUGCUUAAUUUUCUCUGCUAUUUUUCCUUGAAAUAGCAGAUACUGUCUUUACUAUAUUCUAGUCAUGUGAUAUAGUUAGUAUCAGUACACUGAUCUGUAUUGUCUUGUAUUGAAGAAUGUAAUGGAUGAUGCAGAUAUUGAGGUAUAUUAUUUACAUGUUUUUCAGUGCCUCUGAAUAUAUUAAUGGACUUAAUAAUGUCUCGCAAGACUGCAAAUUUAGAGCUACCCCUCUUUGAUAUAUAGUAGAAAUGUGCUUGUGUUUUUUAUGAGACUGAUGUUUGUUAAGGAUAUAUUAUUGCAAACUUCUCAUCCCUCCUUGCUCUCUCCUUCAAUCUCUGCUUCUCUACUCUUCACUUCCUCUUCAUUCUCUUAAUUUUAUUCUUCCUCCUCCUAAUAGUGAAAGAUAUGGAUUUAUUCCUACAUACACAUGAGUGUAGCAGUAAUGCAUUACUUCUCAUGAUGAACGAGGUUUGCUCAGACUCAAGUUUUCUUAUUAUUGUACGGUGUGAAAUUUGUUUUCUUAAGACUCAGGAGGAUACCAUUCCUGUGAAUGGAGAGAGCAUAAAUUAUCUAACCUAGUGACAAAAAAAAAAAAAAAAAAAAAAAAAAAAAGGCAAGAUUUUUACAUAACUUAUUUGGUGAGAGACUUCUACAUUAUUACAGUACGUUGGGUAGAUACACUGUAAUGGAAAUCGAAAAAUGCACUACAGUAUACAAGUUUUAAUAGUGCUUCUGGCAGGUAAAAUAAAUAUACUGUAAUAAUGUAUAAUUUUUGUCAGUUUGUCAGAAUAAAAAAUAUACAUUCAUGGUCAUACAGUAUUGUGAUUGCAAAAAUUAUGAAGUACUGUAAUUUUUUUUUUUUUUUUUUUGUGUAGAUUAUUGUAUUCAUAAAGUGUACAGUAGCUGUAUUAUGCAUCUCCAUUAAAACUUGGUAUAUUUUUAAAUUUUUUCUGAAAAGUUGCAGGAGUUGAAAUUUUGAGCUGGAAAGAUCAUAAUGAUUUUUAGUUUUGUGCAGCUACAGGUAGUUUAUAAAUGUUUUUUCUUAAGCAGUAGUAUCUUAAAUUAAUAAUUCUCCUAAGAUAGUGAGGGCACUGGUUUUGUACUUAGGCAUCUGUAAAUGAAUCUUUCAGUGUAAAAGAUGCUCUCUCUUCAUUUUACAGUGUAAUAGUGACUAUGUUUUGGGCCUGUGGCCAUUUCUUAGUAUCAAGUAUAUGAACCGGCAAGUGAAAGUGUAUUCAACAUGCUGAGUGUUUAUUUUUUUAAUUGAAGAAGCAUAUUAAUUAUGUUAGUAUCAAUUGAUUUCUGUGAACUCUGUAUAUCACAUUCCAGUGUUACCAUUAUCCAUUAAUGUUAAUUUCUUCGACUUUGCAAAAUUUUAUUUAGUAUCUUGUGUCUGUAUUAACUAUUCAGUAAAAUACUUUUUUUCAUUUUAAGAUCUCUCUGGAAAAUGUUUUUGCUUGUCAGAAGUAACAUAAUUGAAUAAUUUUGCACCUAGCUUUUUCAACUUCAAUUUUGGGAUAAAUGUUUGAAAUGUGGUGUCAGCAUUUCAUAGAUAUAAAAUUUAUAAAUACUGUACUGUAUUAAUCUGCUAUGAAACAGGUAAAGGCAUUUACAGUAUUGUAGUAUUCAACUUGAGCAAUAUGGUAUAGGGAGAUGUGCUCAGUGGUACAUCAUCUGGAUGCAAGUCUUGUGUUGAAACAGGACUGUCUUACAGUUAAAUAUAAUACAUUCUUUAAGGGCACAAAUUUUCAAAAGUUGUAUGAACUGUGAAUCCUUAACUUGAUCUCCCUCAUUGCUUAUACAGUACAUAUACAAGGUGGUUAACAUAAUUGAAAUUUUUCGAAAGGUCUAUUAUUUCACCUAAAAAAAUAUGCAAAUAACUAAUAAAUAUGUAAGAACAUGA